UUCUCAAACCCUAUUAACAAAAGCCAAGGAAGUCCGAGAGCGGAAGUUACAUCAAAUGUUGUCAUGAUGCAGUUUCACAUGUAAAUCAGUGAGGACCAAAUUUCUAAUAUAAAGUUUGGGGUUUUGAAGGGUGACAUACUUCCAGGACCAAAAGCAAUGAGUACCCAGUACAGCAUUCUGUUCAAGCAAGAACAUGCUCAUGACGAUGCCAUCUGGACAGCAGCAUGGGGCAAAAGCGAAGCAGACGGCUCGGAAACUAUCAUCACCGGUUCACUAGAUGAUUUGGUCAAAGUCUGGAAAUGGUCAGACGAGAAGCUGGAGCUGCAGUGGACCCUGGAGGGCCACCAGCUGGGCGUGGUCUCUGUGGACAUCAGUCACCACGGAGCCAUCGCUGCCUCCAGCUCCCUGGACGCACAUAUCCGCCUGUGGGACCUGGAGUCGGGGAAACAGAUCAAGUCCAUGGAUGCCGGACCAGUCGAUGCGUGGACAGUCGCCUUCUCUCCAGACUCUAAGUACAUCGCCACAGGCAGCCAUCUUGGAAAAGUGAACAUCUUUGGUGUGGAAAGCGGCAAGAAGGAAUAUUCCCUGGACACCAGAGGAAAAUUCAUCCUCAGUAUAGCUUACAGCCCCGACGGAAAGUAUUUAGCCAGCGGCGCGAUCGAUGGGAUCAUCAACUUCUUCGACAUCGCCACCGGGAAGCUACUCCACACACUUGAAGGUCACGCCAUGCCCAUCAGAUCCCUCACCUUCUCCCCGGACUCCCAGCUGCUGGUCACAGCCUCCGAUGACGGAUAUAUCAAAAUAUACGACGUACAACAUGCCAACCUUGCCGGCACGCUGAGCGGCCAUGGGUCCUGGGUUCUUAAUGUGGCGUUCUCUCCGGAUCACACCCACUUUGUCUCCAGCUCGUCUGACAAGAGCGUGAAAGUUUGGGACGCCAGCACCAGAGCUUGUAUCAACACUUUCUUUGACCAUCAAGACCAGGUGUGGUGCGUGAAGUACAACAGCAAAGGCUCAAAGAUCGUCUCGGCCGGCGACGACCGCGCCAUCCACAUCUACGACUGCCCGUUGUGAUAAAGAGCAGUAGCAGGAGGAGGAAAAAGUUUCCAUUGAUACUUAGAGGGCGGAUUUGGGGUAGUAAAUGUGUUGAUGUUUAUGCACUGGCUAAAUUAGGCCAAAUAAUAAAAGACUCGUUUUUGGU
This is a messenger RNA of Xiphophorus couchianus (Monterrey platyfish), 1201 nucleotides long. It is a transcript of the gene skic8, whose product is annotated as SKI8 subunit of superkiller complex. Gene Ontology annotation, cellular component: Cdc73/Paf1 complex. NCBI's taxonomy places the organism in Eukaryota, Metazoa, Chordata, Actinopteri, Cyprinodontiformes, Poeciliidae. The transcript is spliced from 11 exons. The record is from RefSeq and is a predicted model, not a curated record. Gene Ontology annotation, molecular function: protein binding. Bases 157 to 1074 code for a protein of 305 amino acids.